Durio zibethinus is the source of this 1735-nucleotide messenger RNA. RefSeq names its product tryptophan decarboxylase TDC2-like. NCBI's taxonomy places the organism in Eukaryota, Viridiplantae, Streptophyta, Magnoliopsida, Malvales, Malvaceae. Gene Ontology annotation, molecular function: pyridoxal phosphate binding; carboxy-lyase activity. Gene Ontology annotation, biological process: amino acid metabolic process; carboxylic acid metabolic process. Gene Ontology annotation, cellular component: cytoplasm. The record is from RefSeq and is a predicted model, not a curated record.
UGUUUUCCCUACUGCAAAUAUAUAUACAUACAACCAAACUCCCACCGCUGGCCAAAAAAAAAAGCCAAACUCCCUCCCUAAUUGUACCAAUAUAAGCGCACAUCUCUGAAGCAACACAAUCUCUUUCUGUGUAUUUUAAACUUGUUGAUUAUGGGUAGAUUUGAAUCUAACUUGCCCGACACUCGCCAUUUCAAUCCCUUAGACCCUGAAGAAUUCAGAAAACAAGCCCAUCAAAUGGUAGAUUUCAUUGCUGAUUAUUACCAAAAAAUCGAAAGCUACCCAGUUCUAAGCCCGGUGCAGCCUGGCUAUCUCCACACCACUCCGGAAAACGCACCCUAUCUCGCUGAACCCUUCGAAACAAUCCUGAAAGACGUGCAAAGCCAGAUAAUCCCAGGCAUGACUCACUGGCUAAGCCCUAACUUCUUUGCAUUUUUUCCUUCCACUGUUAGCACUGCUGUUUUUCUUGGAGAAAUGCUUUGCAUUUGCUUUAACUCCGCAGGGUUCAACUGGCUAGCCUCCCCAGCCUCGACGGAGCUCGAAAUGACGGUCAUGGACUGGCUAGCUAACAUGCUGAACCUACCGAAGGCGUUCAUGUUUCAAGGCACAGGAGGUGGCAUAAUCCAAAACACCAUCAGCGAAGCUAUUCUCGUUACUCUCAUUGCGGCCAGGGACAAAGCUCUCGAUGUUGUCGGCUUCGACAACAUGCACAAGCUUGUAGUCUACGCAUCUGACCAAACUCACUCUACAUUCGCCAAAGCCUGUAAGUUGGCUGGUAUUUCACCUCCAAACAUACGGUCAAUUCACACAACUCUCGACACUGGUUUCUCUCUAUCUCCCCUUCACCUCCGAACGGUACUGGAAGCUGACGUGGCAUCCGGGUUGGUCCCGGUUUACCUUUGUGUAAAUGUGGGGACAACAUCCACCACAGCCGUUGAUCCAAUAGGACCGCUUGCUGACGUGGCGAAGGAACAUGGCAUCUGGGUGCACGUGGAUGCUGCCUACGCGGGAAGUGCAUGUAUAUGCCCGGAGUUCAGGCAUCACCUUGAUGGGAUAGAGCGAGUUGACUCACUAAGUUUGAGUCCCCAUAAGGGGCUACUGAGUUUCUUGGAUUGUUGCUGCUUGUGGGUCCAAAAGCCCAGGUUAGUAGUGAAAGCACUAAGCACCAACCCGGAGUACUUGAGAAACAAACAAAGCGAAUCGGAUUCAGUCGUGGAUUUUAAGGAUUGGCAAGUUGGUACAGGUCGGAGGUUUAAAUCGUUACGAUUAUGGCUCAUAUUCCGAAGCUACGGUAUCGUCAACCUACAAAGUCACAUCCACGUAGGAUCCGACCCAAGUUUCGAAAUGGUGGUGCCAAGGGAGUUCGGGCUGGUGUGUUUUCGGUUAAACCCCGUUGAGAAUUUAGGGUCGGAUGACACCGAGAUGUUGAACCGGAAGCUAUUGGAGUGGGUCAACUCAACAGGGCGGGUUUAUAUGACCCAUACAAAAAUCGGUGGGGUAUGCAUACUAAGAUUUGCGGUGGGGGCCACGCUGAGGGACCGCCACGUGGUUGCCGCCUGGAAGCUGAUAAAGGCAGGAGCUGAUGCAUUGCUUAAGGGCGCUUGAUCAGUUCCGCUCCCACGUGCUUCGCCUUUGGGCUUUGGGAUAUUGAAAAGAAUUUCUCAAUUUCAUGAGUAUAAAUAAUAAAUCAAUGGUGUUCUGUUCUAUUUCUAGGCUGAUUUAUGAUUUGGGAGGAAAA